UAAAACACUUUAACCACUUAGAAACCAAUGACGACUGGAGGAUUACGAUCUCCAAAUCUUUGCAAAGUGGAGCGUCAGAAUCGGCGGUCACCUGGAGGGCAGAAAAAAGUUCCGCCUCAAUAUACCCUUCUCCGUCAAUGACAUGAACAACUCCCUUGAUGGAAUACGUUACCCGAGGGGUUUGCGGUCAAGAGGGAUGCCGUGAGACGCGAUACUAUCUCGACAAUGGUCUUUGGUAUUGUCGGCGCGGUCACUUGCAAGCGGGCGUCCAAGUCGCAGACGAUGCAGAUGAUUUCGGAAAUCUAGGCAGACUACAUCGCGUGAAGAAGGAAGCCAAGGAGAAGACGAGCAAGACACUUCGUGGCCGUGCGGCAUAUACGCUUCUCUUGCAAUGCUAUCAACUCAUUCUUUGGAAGCAAUGUCAUGCCUUGGUUCAUGAACAGGGCUUCCCAGAGGAACUUGAGGUUGUUGUUCGUGAUCUCUGGGCUCUUCGACUCCAGGACUUCACAUUGAAGAUCACUGAUACUGAAGAUGACGAUGAUACUGAAAAUGAAGGUUUCAGCUCGCAGCCUGGAGAAAAAGAUGGCUCUGGAGAAAUUGGAUUCAAACCCGAUUCAAGAUAUGUCGAGUGGCCUCGUCUGAUUGAUUCUCUUGCAACAUGUUAUCUAGCUGCAUUUUUGAUGCGGCUUCCUGUCUGCGUCAGUGACUUCCACGAGAUGAUCAUGCGCCAGGAUGUUCCUUUUGCGCGAGUCCUGGCCACCGUCCCUCGAGAAAUGAGGGACAAGCUUCCUCCAGAAUUGACUGGGAUUCUUGAAGUCACUAAACUCCCCACACCAGAGCGGUUCCAUCAUAGUGUCCUGGAAACAGCGGUGUUCUACCAACGCCGAUUUGGAAUGGCGCUUCCUGCUCUGAAUUCGCCAAUGGUUCUUUGCCGGCUGAUCAAAAGAUUAGCCUUGCCUAUCGAGGUAUAUGAAGCAACCAAAACCUUACAAGACCUCCUUGGUUUCACAUACAAAUAUCCGAUACCAAGCUCAAAAUAUGCCCGAAAAGGGCCACUUAAUUUCCCCGAUCUGCAAAUGAUUGUACUCAUUGUCAUUGCAACAAAGCUCCUCUUCCCAUUUGAUGAUUUGAAAAGAUACCCCAUAACCAACAAGGAACCCGCAGCACAGACCAUGGACUGGCCUCUAUGGGCACGCGCUCAGAAACAUUACGACCAUGAUCCGCGAUUUGUCAACAAGAUUGGAAAAGGAACCGCCCUCCAGGUCACAGACAAAGAUGUGAUGGACAUGACUUCUACCCAAUUGGACAACUACAUGGAUUGGUACGAAAGCAGCUGGCUAGAUACCUCCAGAGCCCCGGAUCGCCUCGCUGAGCUGUUCCCUAUCAGUCGAGCAGAACCGGAUAUUCAACCAGCUCCAACCGCCGCUUCGGAAUCAUCUUCAGCCCCUGAAACUGGUUCAAUAAACUCAAAGCUCGACAUUUUACUACAAACCGUCAUGCAAGAUAUGAGAGCCAGACGGGUUAUCCCUGAGGAAGAUGAAGGAGCCAAGCGUCCCGGCCAGUGGUAUCGUCGAUAUCGAUGGGAAUCCCAGCUCAGUGAUUCUGCACGGGCUUUCUAUGAACUUGCUGCCAAGCUUGCUGCAGUCCCAUUGAAAACUCUUGUCCGUAGUGUGUCACUUGUUGAACACAGGAUCGCAAAACUACAAGAGGACCAGGAGCGCCGGGAGUACUACAAAAGAGAGGGGAUUGAGUUUGAUGAAAGCGUUGAUGAGGAUGAGGCGCCACAGUAUGAAUCGGAUGAAAGCACUGACCCAAUCAAUAAAUUGGACGAGCAGCUAUAUGCGAUGGACGUUGAUGAGGAAUUCUGAUGUAUCACAGGCACGGCGUUGGGGCUGGAUAUUGUAUUUGGCGUUUACCAUG
This is a messenger RNA of Penicillium canescens, 1920 nucleotides long. Its product is annotated as TFIIB-type zinc finger domain-containing protein. Gene Ontology annotation, molecular function: RNA polymerase I core promoter sequence-specific DNA binding. Gene Ontology annotation, cellular component: RNA polymerase I core factor complex; RNA polymerase transcription factor SL1 complex. The transcript is spliced from 7 exons. The coding region runs from base 159 to 1868 and encodes 569 amino acids. The record is from RefSeq and is a predicted model, not a curated record. Lineage: Eukaryota; Fungi; Ascomycota; Eurotiomycetes; Eurotiales; Aspergillaceae. Gene Ontology annotation, biological process: nucleolar large rRNA transcription by RNA polymerase I; RNA polymerase I preinitiation complex assembly.